AUGGAGGUGUCGACGGAGGACCUAAGGGUACUAAAGACUGGUGAGCGGUUAAAUGACCGGAUUAUUAAUGAGUACCUGAAAUUGCUACAACAGAGAGGCGAGAAAACUAAGUGGCCCACUGUGUUGGCCUUUAAUAGCAUCUUCCUGGGCAAGUUCCUGAAACACGGAUACACGGGGGUGGAGAGGUGGACAAAGAAUGAGGACAUAUUCAAGUAUGAUAUUGUGCUAAUACCCAACUUUGUCGAAGAUCUGCGACAUUGGAUUCUAGUUGUCGUGGACUUUAGAACAAAGGAAGUGUUAAUUCGCGAUAGUCUUUCUGGAACUUACAACAGCAUCGGCGCGAAAGUUCUGGAGUAUUUACGAGUGGAAGCGUUUCACAAGAAGAAAAGAAUCCUGCAGUCGAGAAAAUGGGGAAUCAAAGGUAAACUAGGUCCAAAGAAAGGAAACAAGAUGGAUUGCGGAGUUUAUCUGUGUAUCAAUGCUGAAGCUUACGCGGCCGACAGGACCGCAACGUUUACGCAAAGGGACGUGCCCUGGUUACGUAUGACAAUGGUGAAAGAACUGCAGGAGAAAAGAAUACUCUCACACCAAAAACCCCCGCCCGAAAUACCCGGCAUAAAACCAGCGCCUAUGAAGAAGGGAAGAAAGAAGAUAACACGUAGACCAUCACCUAUGUUCGUGUCGGAGAGGACCAAUAGCUCAGUUAGCAAUAGCCGGAACGCUGAUUGA
Molecule: messenger RNA, 729 nt
Organism: Macrosteles quadrilineatus (aster leafhopper)
Lineage: Eukaryota; Metazoa; Arthropoda; Insecta; Hemiptera; Cicadellidae
Product: sentrin-specific protease 1-like
Exons: 1
Coding region: 1-729 (242 amino acids)
Biological process (GO): protein desumoylation
Cellular component (GO): nucleus
Molecular function (GO): deSUMOylase activity
Source: RefSeq, a predicted model, not a curated record